Messenger RNA from Arachis duranensis, 1239 nucleotides. RefSeq lists its product as uncharacterized. Lineage: Eukaryota; Viridiplantae; Streptophyta; Magnoliopsida; Fabales; Fabaceae. The transcript has 2 exons. Bases 1 to 1239 code for a protein of 412 amino acids. The record is from RefSeq and is a predicted model, not a curated record.
AUGGAAGCUGUUAUUAGGGCGAUGAAAGAUUACACUAUCCGAAGAGGUGUAGACUACCGGGUGUAUGAGUCGGAGCCGCUGACAUUUUAUGCCAAGUGUACGCAGUAUGGGUCAGGUUGUGAUUGGCUUAUUAUGGUUAGCUUGAUGAGCAGGAAGUACUGUUGGGUUAUAAGGAGGUAUAAUGGUAGUCACACUUGUACCAGAGCAACCAUUUCUCAAGAUCAUUCGAAGCUUGAUUCGAACACAAUUGCAGAAGCAAUAAAGCCGUUGGUUGAGGCUGAUCCCUCGAUAAUGGUGAAAUCAAUUAUUGCGGAAGUGCAGUCCAAGUUCAAUUACACCGUCAGCUAUCGAAAAGCAUGGUUGGCUAAGCAAAAGUCAGUGAAAAAAUAUUUGCAGGUUGGGAAGCAUCGUACAAAGCUUUGCCUAUAUGGUUUAAGGCCAUGUGUCAUAAGGAGCCAUCAGCAGUUGUCAAUUUUGAGACUAUGCUUGCCUAUCAAGGCGAUGACUUGGUUACGGAUAUCCGGGUAUUGCAUCGAGUCUUUUGGAGUUAUUACCCCCUGUAUUAGAGCAUUUAGACAUUGUAAACCAGUUGUCCAAGUAGAUGGGACUCACUUGUAUGGAAAGUACAAGGGUUGUCCAUUGGUUGCAGUUUUACAAGAUGGAAACAACAAUAUCAUCCCAAUUGCAUUUGGUAUUGUGGAGGGAGAGACUUUUGAUGCGUGGUACUUCAUUCUGAGUAACCUACGACAGCAUGUAAUGACUCGAGAUGGCGUAGGAUUGAUCUCUGACCAACACGAAUCCAUCAAUGCAACUGUGGCCCAUAGUAACGGAGCUUGGUCGCCUCCCAGAGCUUUUCACAUAUUUUGCAUCAGGCAUAUAGAGUCAAAUUUUUUGAGGAAGUUCAAGGGUUGUCCAUUGGUUGCAGUUUCACAAGAUGAAAACAACAAUAUCGUCCCAAUUGCAUUUGGUAUUGUGGAGGGAGAGACUUCUGAUGCAUGGUACUUUAUUCUGAGUAACCUACGACAGCAUGUAGUGACUCAGGAUGGUGUAGGACUGAUCUUUGACCGACACGAAUCCAUCAAUGCAGCUGUGGCCCGCAGUAACGGAGGAUAUUCGAAGACAAUCCGCGAGUACGAGUUGCAUUACCAACGUUUACAAGAACGGGGUGAGGCUUACACAACCUGGCUAAAUCGAAUUUCUCGGGAACUGUAUGCAUUGGCAUUUGACAGUGGUUACUGA